Molecule: messenger RNA, 904 nt
Organism: Paramormyrops kingsleyae
Lineage: Eukaryota; Metazoa; Chordata; Actinopteri; Osteoglossiformes; Mormyridae
Source: RefSeq, a predicted model, not a curated record
CGGUUAAGUAGGAAGUCACCACUUACCACAUGUAGGCAGUGCUGAUGUUUAUCUUCCAGUGCAUCAUGUUGCAUUUAUCCACGUGGGACUGUUGCAGAUUUUGUCAUUAUUUUAAACAAGUCAAGUAGCACGACUGUAUUCAUUGGAAACUGAAGAGUUCACCCACCUGGGUUUCUGGGUAGAAGAUGAAUACCAGUACCACUACUUCAGAAAUGCCUACUUCAGGAGGAAUCCCUGAUAUGCAUCUGAAAAGCCCAUCUAACAUUUUAUAUGCUAUCAUAGCCAUUCUAAUCUUCAUAAUUAUAGUCCUUUUUGCAGUACUAGUUAGAAGAAAACUUGCAGAUUGCAGUGAAACUACUAAUUACCUUAAGAAUGGAAACAAUAUCCAAAUGAGAGCCAUGAGAAAUGUGCCAUCUUUGGAUGGGUGCCCUGCCUCCGGCCUCCAUAAUCAUCCCACUCCUUUCAGAACAACUGGAGGUGAUAAAGGUUCAGGUGAUGAUUCCUCUUCAACUAGCUCAGAAAGUUAUGAUGGCUCUGUGACUGGCAGGCUUGAGGGUGACUAUGUGAACCUGUCCCAGGAUAAGAGUGGCCUUUUUCCGGCAAAGCUUUGUGGAAUUCAGGAUUAUGUGAAUGUCGAGGCACCUGAUGAUUCCACUGAGAGUGAAGCUGAUUACAAUGAGGACUUGCUCAGUAAAAUAGUAAUGGAUAAGCAAAAGGCAAAGUGUCACAGUGAAGCCAGCGAGGACAGUGAUGAUAAUGAAUUACAUUACACAACUGUUGUUUACAAGUCUUAGCAAAACCUCAUAAGAAUCAUAACUUGAAAGAAUUUUGUCCUUAUACUGUAUGUCAUUCUAGAGCAUGACAUAAAAAUAUUGUUUUGUAGUCUACAAACUUUGAGAAAUAU